This is a messenger RNA of Atta colombica, 944 nucleotides long. RefSeq lists its product as uncharacterized. The transcript is spliced from 3 exons. The record is from RefSeq and is a predicted model, not a curated record. NCBI's taxonomy places the organism in Eukaryota, Metazoa, Arthropoda, Insecta, Hymenoptera, Formicidae. The coding region runs from base 1 to 942 and encodes 313 amino acids.
AUGGCAUCCGCAUCUCUGAAAGGCACUCGCAAGACAUACAGCUUCGAGGAACGGAAAAUCUUGAUAUCAUUGAUAAACAAGCACGAGAUCGUCCAAAAUAGGAAGUCAGAUCCGAUCUCCAUAUGCAAACGAAAGUCGGCGUGGUCGCGAAUCACCGAGGAGUACAAUUUGAUAGUAGGGUCUCGGGGCGCGCGUUCGACCAUACAGCUCAGACGUUGCUGGGAGAAUAUGAAGGCUUGUAAGCGUAAUCGCGAUGAAAAGAAAUUUCGUGAAAAUAUGAAAGCAGUUUGUCAAUCGACAAAAGACAAGGCGAGAAAUCAAUGUUGGGAAGGUAUAACUUGUGGUCAGAAUGUCCCAAAAGCACCAUUGUCUACCGGAACUGUUGGUUUACCACCAAAUGUAGUAUUCGAGCCGAAGGAUUCAGAACCAUUCACAUUGCAAAGUGUUUGCACUGCUGGACCUCAAAAUCCAAACUGCUUAAAGAAGGAUGUAGACAGUCGCGAAAAUUCAAAUUCUGGCGAUGGUACAUUCAAGCAAAUGACCGAUAGAGAUAAUUGUGAUACUGUUGCAUCCCCCAAUUCGAUGAAUGAUUAUUAUGAGAAGUUUGUAGGAAGAAACGCUGAUUCUCUUACGAUUGAUCAGUCAACGGACAACGGUUUUGAAAAAAUCGCACAACGAGAAAGUAAUCCGGGACCGAGUGCUUUAUACAAUUUGAUCUCACCUCGCGUUGUGCAGGAGCAUAAUCCCAAGAGGAAAUUCGUACAACGAGAAGAAGAACUGCACAUGCUUGCACUUUCGGAAGCGCAGAUGAAGGUCGACAUCGCCGCCAUGUUAAAGGAGGAAGCGAGGCUCAAAUUAGAGGAGGCUCAUUACCGCAAGGAGGAAGCUAGGCUUAGAAUGCUGCUUUUUACUUAUAAAUUAGAUAGGAUUAAAGACGAAUGAAG